Molecule: messenger RNA, 1746 nt
Organism: Pochonia chlamydosporia 170
Lineage: Eukaryota; Fungi; Ascomycota; Sordariomycetes; Hypocreales; Clavicipitaceae
Product: MFS multidrug transporter
Exons: 6
Coding region: 1-1746 (581 amino acids)
Biological process (GO): transmembrane transport
Cellular component (GO): membrane
Molecular function (GO): transmembrane transporter activity
Source: RefSeq, a predicted model, not a curated record
AUGACAGGUGACUACCAAAUGUCACUUCCUUACCCCAACCCCUCUCUAAGCCAAAUGUCCUCCAUCCAGAACACCGAUACAUCUCGCCACGGCCAGCCUGAGCCUUCACCCGUACGGAAUCGUCACAAUGUUAGCGGCGUACGCCAGAAGGUUCUCAUGGGCUCGCUACUCGUCGGACUUCUCUUCUCUAGUCUUGAUACCUCCAUCGUCGCAACGUCUCUGGUCACCAUCUCGCACGAACUAAACGACUUUGUUAAUGCUCCAUGGAUCAUUUUGGCAUAUCUUUUAACUUACAUGGGAUUCGCCGUUUGCAUUUCAAAGUUGAGUGACAUCUACGGUCGGCGAAACAUGCUCAUUCUGUCGUGGAUUAUUUUCAUUGCCUUUUCAAUGGGGUGUGCAACUUCAAAAAGCAUGAUUGCACUGAUUGUCUGCCGAGCUUUUCAAGGUAUUGGGGCAUCGGGCCUCUACAGUCUCACUCAAAUUGGACUUAUUGAAGUUGGCCCAGUUCAUCGACCAAGUCUAAUUGGUGCCAUGAUUGGAGCGACACUUGCUGCAGCAUUUGUUAUGGGUCCUCUCGUUGGUGGUGUUAUAUCUCAACUGUCGGACUGGAGAUGGUUGUUUAAUAUAAAUAUCCCAUUUGGUCUUAUAACGAUUCUCAUCAUUACCAAUUUCUGGCCUCACGAAGAUGUUGCCGAUCUGCUUUCUUGGACAGCCUUCAGGAGCAUCGACUUCAUUGGUAGUGCGACACUGCUCUGUAGCUCCGGGUUUCUAGUCUUUGCCAUGCAGCAGGCCGGCUCACAGGCUUUCGCUUGGGAAAGUCCAGCCGUUGUCAUCAGCUUUAUUGUCUCGAUUUUGAGUUGCAUCGUGUUUGUUGCAUGGGAGGUGCAUUUGGCACGCAAACGACAUCGCCAUAUCGAGCCAAUUUUCCCAAUAGGGCUUAUGGGGAAUCGGGUAUAUGCCGCCGGAUUACUGGUCACUUUAUUCACUGGCUUUCCAUAUAUUUGCUUCUCCAUCAUUCUGCCCGAACGAUUCCAAAUGGUAAACAAUCAGAAUGCACUUAUGGCAGGCGUCCGCAUUCUCCCUAUGCUCAGUGCUUGCGCCUUCGGAUCAUUCCUUGGGGGAGCCAUAUCAAGCAAACGAAACAACACGUCAUACACACUAGUAGCAUCGUCCUGUCUUCAGCUGCUGGGAGUUGGUCUCAUGACAACUGUAUCUGGUGAUUCAGAAACGACAGCAGGCCAAUACGGUUACCAGGCCAUCUUUGGUUUAGGUGUUGGCUUAUCAUUCUCAGCGGCGACAAUUAUGACGAACAUUCUAGCUACCGAACCAAAUGAAAGAGCGUCUGCGCAAGGUGCCGUUGCACAAGCAAGGGUUCUUGGCGGAUGCAUCGGCUUGUCUCUAUGCACAAUUCUGUUCAACGUUCACGCCAAUGGCCGUUUGAGCGGUCGAUUGACGGACAAAGAGCUAGAUAUGCUGCAUCGAUCUCCAUUAUCGGGAUUGCAGUUGCCAGAUAAACUACGAGAACUCGUCAGGGAAGUUUAUAUUGGCGCAUUUGAGCGAGAAAUUGAGGUUAUUGGCUUGGCUUGUGCCGUCAUGGUGGUCAUCUCUUUGUUCACUCUAGAGAAGCAUCCGACACCUAUUGAGCGAAUAACGGCUCCGGUCAAGGACGAAUCGUCAUCGUAUCACAGGGGAAGUGACUCUGGGACUGAGAUCAACGACGUCACUCUUUCUCGUCGAAUGGCAUAA